Monosiga brevicollis MX1 is the source of this 1395-nucleotide messenger RNA. RefSeq lists its product as uncharacterized. Lineage: Eukaryota; Choanoflagellata; Craspedida; Salpingoecidae. The coding region runs from base 1 to 1395 and encodes 464 amino acids. The transcript is spliced from 4 exons. The record is from RefSeq and is a predicted model, not a curated record.
AUGGGCGACGAUGAUGGCUUCCAGAAGAGGAGGCACUAUCGGCAGGAAACCCAUCCAGGUCUGCCUCGGAAGAGUGAAUGGAAGACUGCCCGCCCCCGGCUUAUCAGUUGCCUUUUGUGCCCGACUCUGCGCUUGGAUCGUUGCUGUCGUGCCUGCCAGGAUUUGGAACAGCUGGCACAUCGCGCCCUCUCUCUGCAAGAUGAGCCGACCCGCGAUUCGAUGCAUGUGUCGGCUCACGAGUAUUCUUUUGUCUCUUGUCUCUGCUGCACGUUCAAGGAGCAACAAUCGCGGAUUCGCCACCUGGAGAUGCUUUGUCAACAACAAGCCAACGAGCUGGCUCGCGAACGCCAGCGCCUGGUCGAUGUUGAACGCACAUGUGUCUCCUUGGAAGACCAGGUUGAUGCCUUAUCCAAGAACCGAAGGACGCGACAGCAGCCGCGCAGCCUCGACUCGAGUCAGGACUCCUCCCACGCACGACGGAACUCGUUGGACGGCCAGGAUUCCGAUGAUGACGAAGAUGGAGAUGGAGAUGGAGACUCGGGAGAUGAGCAGGCCGAUAUGAGCCACGAUAUGAGCCACAAUACAUCACAUUACCACGAGGCUGGCUUUAUUGAUGAGGAGCUAUUUGACGAUGAAUUUUGGUCUUUUGGCCAACCCCAUGAUCCCGAAAACCCCCCAGCGCGUCUCUACGAGCGACGAUAUUCGCGUGAGGUCGCGCAGCUGUUGCAGACGCGUGAUGAGCGGUUGCGCCUCGAGUCCCAAGUGUACGAGCUUCAACAAGCCCUCCGCUUCCGUGAAGAGCAAUUAAAUGAGGCCAAGGCCCUUCGUGAAGCAACAGCAGAUCCCGUGCACCGUCACUCCGCAUCCGUGUCUGAAGGAUCAAGCGCUCUUCAAAGCCCUGGGCCUCUUGAGCCCGGAGCCAUCUCCCCCCUUGGGCCUGUCUCGCUUGCGGACGAACUGUUGGCCGCCGCUCGAGAAGCCGUGGCGGCUGAUCGCGUUGCCCCUCCUACCACGCCCGUACUCCCACCACCCGCGCAUGGCGCGCCCACCGUUGCUCUGAGCGAUCACGCCCACCCCACCAUGCCCGGCAAAGAGGAUUCGAACAGAGACGAGGACGACUUGUUUCAUGACUGCGAGAGUGAACUCGACCCCGCCCUGGCGUUGGCUCACAAGAUUGAAACGAGCAUCACGGUCAAAGCCAUCCUCGGCUUUCUCGCUGGUGGAGCUCGCAGCCGAGAACAAAUUGAAGAAUACCUGGUGGCACCCCUUCGCCUCGCGGGGUCAGACAAGCGUGAGGCCCUGACCCGUUUGCGCAUUCUCCUUGCUGACCUUGAAUCAAGCGACCGCCUCCUCAUCUUCAUCCGAGAUGAAACCCUCAUGUUCGCACGGCGCUGA